Myotis lucifugus (little brown bat) is the source of this 3244-nucleotide messenger RNA. It is a transcript of the gene ZSWIM9, whose product is annotated as zinc finger SWIM-type containing 9. The record is from RefSeq and is a predicted model, not a curated record. Gene Ontology annotation, molecular function: zinc ion binding. Lineage: Eukaryota; Metazoa; Chordata; Mammalia; Chiroptera; Vespertilionidae.
GAAUUGGCGGAGCCCAGGUUCCCGCGUGGCAGACGGCCACCCCAGUUAGACCGGCAUCAGCACUCAGGCACCACGAGGCGGGCUGCCCGGCCUUCAUCAUCGUCAAGCUGAGCCCCCUGCGGGACCGCCUGGUGGUGACGGAGUGCCAGCUGACCCACUCGCACCCGGCCUGCCCCAUCGAGUUCGCCUACUACUUCCGCCCCGGCCGCCUGCUGGCCAACACCUGCCUGCCCGUGCGCACCACCAACAAGAUCUCCAAGCAGUUUCUGGUCCUGGCCGACGUGCACCGCCUGCUCUCCUACUGCAAGGACCGCGACCACAGCGUCAUCGACGCCCUGCGCGUGCUCCAGGGGCUCUUCCACAAGGACCCUGAGGCCAAGGUGAAGCUGGUGUUCAUGGAGAACCAGGCGGUGGUGGAGACAGUGUUCUUCCUGACGUCGCGCACGCGGGCGCUGCUGCGGCGCUUCCCGCGCCUGCUCCUGGUGGACCGGCUGCCGGGACUGCAGGGCGCCCUGGACCUGCUGGCGGUGCUGUGCGUGGACGGCGCGGGGCGCGCACGCCAGGCCGCCUGCUGCGUGGCGCGCCCGGGCACGCCGAGCCUGCUGCGCUUCGCGCUGGCCUCGCUGCUGCAGAGCGCGCCGGACGUGAAGGGCCGCGUGCGCUGCCUGACGGCGGGUCCCGAGGUGACCGCGCAGCUGCCAGCCGUGCGCCAGCUGCUGCGCGCGCGCGUGCAGAUCUGCCGCGCGCAGGGCCUGGAGACGCUGUUCAGCAAAGCGCAGGAGCUGGGCGGCGGCCGCGAGGACCCCGGCCUGUGGCCCCGCCUGUGCCGCUGGUGGGCGCCCCGUCGCCGGGCCGCCUACGCCGAAGCCCUGGUGGAGCUGCGCGCCCACGGCCCCGCCGCCUUCGUCGACUAUUUCGAGCGCAACUGGGCGUCCCGCCGCGACAUGUGGGUGCGCUUCCGCGCCUUCGAGGCGGCCCGCGAUCUGGACGCGUGUGCCCUGGUGCGCGGCCACCGCCGGCGCCUGCUGCGGCGCCUCAGCCCCUCGCGCAGCAUGGCGCAGUGCCUUCGCGACCUGGUGGCCAUGCAGUGGGCCGACGCGUCCGGAGAGGUGGCGCUCGACGGCGGGGGGCCUUGGCUGGAGGGCGAGCGGUGGAGGGGAGCGCAGGUCGAGAAUGAGAGGGCCAAGGGCCGGGAGAACGGAGACUGGGGAGGGGCGCCCCCUGAAGGAAGUCUUUGGAGAGGCCCCCCGUUAGAGGAGUGGGCCAGAGAACUGGAGACCAGAGACCGGCGCGGGGCUCAGUCCGAAAGUGAGAAGGAGCGAGGCAUGCAAGUCCGGUACUGGAGAGGGGUGCAGCUGGAGAACCAGAAGGUGAGGGGACUCGAAGGGAGCGUCUGGAGAAGGUCCCAGCUGGAGAGCGAGCACCGAGGCUGGAGGGGGGCCCAGCUGGAGGGUGAGAAUGAUUGGGGGCUGGAAGGGUAUGUCUGGAGGGGGGCCCCCGCGGAGGACCAGGGGCUGAGGAGCUUGGAAGGGUACGCCUGGAGGAUGGCGCAGUUGGAGGACCGAAGGAUUCGACUUCUGCAGACCGCGGACGGGAGGAGCCAGUUCGAUUGCGCGAGGGCCAGGGGCCUGGAAGGAGGCAGCAGCCGCAGGGGCGCGCAGGCGCCGGAUGCAAAGGUCUCUGGACUGAAACCCAGAGACCAGAAGGGGCUCCGGGUGGAAGCGGAGAAGGGAGGGAGGGUGGAGGUCAGGAACUGGAGGGGGGUCCAUUUGGAGAAGCCGCUGGAGCCGGUCCCUGAGAACAGAGACCAGAGGGCGCCCCAUUGGGGACAGGAGAGGAGAGGGCCGGAAGUUAGAGAAGAGAGAGGCGUGAGGUCGGGGGUCAAAAGGAGAAGGGACCUGGAGGACGUGGUUCUGGUCCAGCUAGGGGACACGAGGGUGACGGGCCUGGAGGAUGCAGAGGGAGGGGGGGCUCGUUCUGGGGGUCCCCAGAACCGGGGAGGGCUAGGAAGGGAGUGUCUGGACGCAGGAGGGAGGUGUCUAGGGCUGGGGAAUGGAGUCGCGUGCAGCACCCCCACGGGAACUGUGUUUGAGGGUGAUCCUGAAUGGCCAGGGGACAGACUCCAGGAAGGAAGUGAAGGAGAAGGCCCCAGGGAACCAAAGAGACCUCGCUGCCCUUCCGGAGAGAAGGAGGCGGACUGGGAGCCGCUGGCCAAGUUCCGAGCGGCCUGUGGGCCGGAGCUGGCGGACCUGGUGGCGGAGGAGCUGUCCUUCGCCAGGCAGCACGGGACCCGGGGUUUCCACGUGACUGGAGCUGGCUUUGCCCUGAAGGACGGCACCUCCGACUUCUUCCUGGAUGGCGCCCUGACGCGCUGCAGCUGCUCCAUCCACGCUGCCCGGCAUCUGCCCUGCCGCCACCUCUUCGCGGCGCGCCUCCUCACAGGGGCAGCCUUAUUCCACGUGGACCUGCUCAGGGACUGCUGGGGGAGAGCCCCAGAGUCCUGACCCUCAGCCCCUGCCCGCCACCCUCCCUGUGAGGGCCGGAGGGCAUUCUUUUAUCCCAAAGAUAACAAGGCUGAGGCCACCCCAGCCCCUCUGGCCACCUCCUGGGUCGGAGGGGACGUAGUCGGUGCUCUCCAAGGUCCUGGAGCCACAGGUGAGGAAGGUGGUGGCCAGGGUGGAUUCUGAGGGAAUACAGGCAUAGACAGGGUCAGGCCCGGGCAGAAGGAAGAAAGGACAACCGAGGGAGGGGAGGACGCCAGGCUCUGGGGACAACCUGGCAGGAGUAGACUGGUCAAGUCCACGGAGCGCAGCGGGAGGCGGCCAAAGCAAAGAAGGAAGAGGACAGAUGGAGGAGAGGUAAGGGAAGAAAAGACAACAAGGAGAUAGAAAUGGGGGCGAGAGUGCAAGAAAGGAGGCGGAAAUGGAGAAGAAAUAGGAAGGAGCAGAGGGAGGCAGGAGGAGGGGCCAGGAAGGGAAGGAGACAAGGUGGAGGAGAGGGAAGAACACAGGGAGACCCAACAAAGGAAAAGUGUGGGAGAGAAGACAAGAGUGGGGUGAUUUGAGUUCUUUCCCCAAGGACUGGAGGCUUGGAUCCCUUCACCUUCUGAUUGGUCAUUCCCAGAAGCCGGAGCGAGAGGGAGCACAGAGAGGACCUGGGGGAUGGCCUGGGGGCCUCCAGUGGGGGAGGGGAGCAAUCGGGGCGAUUGUGCUUCAAGAUUGGAAUAAAACAGCAUUAUUUUGGU